UUUAAUAUAACUUUCCUAUUUAUAUAACUCACAAAAUCUUUAAACUUUAAUUAAUUAUAAAAGCGUUGAGAAAAUCUUCUCCUCUUCUCUUCUCCAAAAUUCUCAAAAAUGAUACCCAGAAAGAAUAUGAGUCGGGUUUCGCCAUUGUUACUGAUCUUACUUGCAUUAGGUUUCUUCUUUGCAACAUACAAUUUGGUUACAUUGAUAAUUCACAAUAGGGCAACGACAAGUAGCAGUGUUAGUAUUAGUACUAGUGGCAGUAGUAGUAAUGGUGGAGGAUCGGAAUGGUUUGACCCGGUUAAGGAAUCGAAUUUAGUGAAAUCCGGUGACCGGAAAUUCCACGUGGCAUUGACGGCGACUGAUGCGCCGUACAGUAAGUGGCAGUGUAGGAUUAUGUACUAUUGGUAUAAGAAGAUGAAGGAGAGGGAUGGAUCCGAAAUGGGUGGGUUUACUCGGGUUUUGCAUUCGGGUAAACCUGAUAAUUUGAUGGAGGAGAUUCCUACUUUUGUUGUUGAUCCUCUUCCUGAAGGGUUGGAUCGGGGUUAUAUUGUUCUUAACAGACCAUGGGCUUUUGUUCAGUGGCUUGAAAAGGCAUCAAUUGAAGAAGAAUACAUUCUAAUGGCAGAGCCCGACCAUGUAUUUGCAAAUCCCUUGCCAAACUUGGCUCGUGGAGAUCUCCCAGCCGCAUUUCCCUUUUUCUACAUAAAACCAGCAGAACAUGAGGAAGUUAUACGAAAAUACUAUCCAGAGGAUCUAGGCCCAGUGACUAAUGUUGAUCCAAUUGGAAAUUCUCCUGUAAUAAUUAAAAAGUCCAUUUUGGAGAAAAUUGCUCCUACAUGGAUGAAUAUUUCUCUGAGGAUGAAAGAUGAUCCAGAAACCGACAAGGCUUUUGGCUGGGUUCUGGAAAUGUAUGGCUAUGCCGUGGCAUCUGCUUUACAUGGUGUGCGGCACAUUCUUCGAAAGGACUUCAUGCUACAGCCACCUUGGGAUCUGGAAGUUGGAAAGAAGUUUAUUAUUCAUUAUACCUAUGGAUGUGAUUAUAAUAUGAAGGGAGAGUUGACAUAUGGAAAGAUUGGUGAAUGGAGAUUUGACAAAAGAUCUUACCUACGAGGCCCUCCACCAAAAAAUCUUAGUUUGCCCCCUCCAGGGGUUCCUGAAAGUGUGGUAAGAUUAGUGAAGAUGGUUAAUGAAGCUACUGCUAAUAUCCCUGGAUGGGAGACAGAGUGAGAAUGAGUCAAACUUGACUUGUGUAUUUACCUAUAUUUAUACUUUGGCCAUCUUCCGAACCACAGCGCAUGGUCAAUAGUUCCCAGAAGGCUUCAAGAUGGAUUAUCUUUAGACCAAAUAUAUGAUUUAAACAAGUUAAUUAGAAGUGGUGUCAUACUAGAGUAGUUCUGUUCUUCAUAGAUAUUUCUCUUCUCCCUCCAUGGUACUUGUGGACUAAACUAUAAAGCUAGUAUUCUUUUUGUAAAAAUCUGUUGUGUAAUGUCUUUAAAAGUGUAAUAGGUGAUCUGAGGUCUAAAUUAUGUCACACAAGUUUUUGUGUCUAUAGAAGUGAUCUUUAGAACUUAACCGAUGGCUGACUUAUGCUGGAAUUUUUCUUGUUUCUUUGUGGAGGCAAUAUUCUGUAGUUGCA
Messenger RNA from Solanum tuberosum (potato), 1636 nucleotides. RefSeq lists its product as uncharacterized. Gene Ontology annotation, molecular function: glycosyltransferase activity. The record is from RefSeq and is a predicted model, not a curated record. Bases 109 to 1227 code for a protein of 372 amino acids. Lineage: Eukaryota; Viridiplantae; Streptophyta; Magnoliopsida; Solanales; Solanaceae. The transcript has 8 exons.